CUAGCCGAGCGGGCGGUGCUCCCCGCCGCCGGCCGCCCCUGCUCUCGGCGCCCCGCUAUCCAUGGCUGGCUGGCUGUACUCCUCCCGGUGCGCCCUCCUCCCGCAUCUCGCCAGCCACGGCAAGUUCCCCACAGCCAGCCUCUGCCCCCAGGCCGCCGCGGCAUGGGCUAGACCCCGAGCCGCUUCUUGCCGUCUCCGGUCCAGCCCGUGCGCGGUCUCGCUCCUUUAGCCCUCCUCGCCCGUCCCCGCCGUUCCCCCGACAGUCAGUCCAUCACCCGGUCGGCUUUCCUCCGCGGGGCAGCGGCGGAGUACCAGCGGGCUCGGUAGGAGCGGGCACCCCCAUUCCGCUCCUCCUCCCGCUCCUCCGCGCUCUCACUCGUCGGGUUCCCGGUCCCACACCGAGGGACGCGCCGACCGACGCCCGCUCUCCGCGGCCGUACGACCCGCCUGGGAGCUGGACCCGGCGCCCACUUCUUCGCGGAAGAUUUAUGUUGGGUAAAGGAGGGAAGCGGAAGUUUGAUGACCAUGAAGAUGGGCUGGAAGGCAAAAUCGUGUCCCCCUCCGACGGUCCAUCCAGGGCGUCCUACACCUUACAGCGUCAGACUGUCUUCAACAUUUCCCUUAUGAAACUGUACAACCACAGGCCCCUGACAGAGCCCAGCUUGCAGAAGACUGUCUUAAUUAACAACAUGUUGAGGCGGAUCCAGGAGGAACUCAAGCAGGAAGGCAGCCUGAGGCCUGCGUUCACCCCCACUUCCCAGCCCAGCAACUCACUGGGUGACAGCUGCAGGGAGGCCCCACCUGCCUUCACGCACCCGGCCAUGCCUCCCGCUCACCCCUGUGACCCAGGAAGCGCUGCACCCCUGGAGGCCUGCCUCACCCCUGCCUCCCUGCUAGAGGACGACGACGACACUUUUUGCACUUUGCCGGCUGCGCCGCCCGCGGCUCCUCCCAGACUCUCUCCUCCAGCCCUCCCGCCUGAAAAGGACAGCUUCUCUUCCGCCCUGGACGAGAUCGAGGAGCUCUGCCCCACAUCUACCUCCACAGAGGCUGUCGUGACAUCAGCGGCGCCCGACAGCCCGAAAGGAACCUCCAGUGAGUCUGGCGUCCAGAAGCCUGAGGGGCCGCAGGAAGGCCGCCCGGAUGACUCACGAUUCAUGGACUCGCUGCCUGGGAAUUUUGAAAUCACCACGUCCACAGGUUUCCUGACAGACUUGACCCUGGACGACAUCUUGUUUGCUGACAUUGACACAUCCAUGUAUGAUUUCGACCCCUGCACAUCCACAUCAGGGACAUCCUCCAAAAUGGCCCCCGUGUCAGCUGACGACCUCCUCAAGACCCUGGCCCCCUACAGCAGUCAGCCUGUCGCCCCAAGUCAGCCUUUCAAAAUGGAUCUCACGGAGCUAGACCACAUCAUGGAGGUUCUUGUCGGGUCCUAAGACUGUGCCUAGCCAGGCCCUGCAAGCGUCCCCGCCGCCCUGACAGUUUCUCCGCACUGUGCAUGUACCCUUGCUUGCCUUUUUCAGAGAAAAAGAAAACUUCACAAACGGAUCACACUAGUAUUUUCUUUGAGCAGAGUUGGAGUGCCUUCAUUCGAGUAUGACCACUUUUAAUACACUCUCUGCGUGGGCUCCGCAGAGACCUGCUGCCCUGGCCUAGGAGAGGAGACGUUUGAAGACUGUCGCCAAUGCUGAAAGGUGAACAUGAGCAGUUCAAAUGAAGCACAAGGAUUGCGUUGGAAAAGCUGUAAAUUGCGUGUGCAUAUUUGUCUAUUUUUUCUAUAAGUUUUAUUGCAAGAGGUAAAAAAGAAUAUAUAUCUAUAUUAUUUGGAUAAUCUCAGUACCUUUCCUGGCGUUUUGCCCUGUAUAAGUUGACUUGGCAAUUCCGCCUUUUUAGAGGCAUUAACUACUCGUAAGUGUUGCAUUGACAUGGCUGUUUAGAAAACUGCUGCCCAAAUUUAUUUUCUAUUUUUGUACAGAUUCUGCAGUUUAUGAUAUUGUUUUUCUAAGAACAAAUGCUGUUUAUACCUAUGAGAUAGCUAUUUUGAUAGGAUUUGCUCACGUAGUUCCUGCAAAUGUAAGCUGUACAAGUUGCACUUGUACUUUUAUAGAGUCGUAAUGUUUUAUAUGUGUAUGGUGCAAGAGAAAAUUGGAUCAAAUCAAUCUGCAGUUGAUGUCCCCAAAUGCAAACACACACAGCGCUUUAAUAAAGGGCCAGGUGAUCUGACACCCAAAUUUCACAAGCACCAGCCCUUGGCACGAUCACCCGCCAGUACUGUGACGUCCAAAGCCAGAGCCCUGUCUGCUCAUCAAAGGGGGAGAUGGCUGCGGAUCCUGGGGUUGAUGUGAUGGUCUCCUUAGCUCCCUCUUCUGAGCAGAGGCUAUGGCAUCUUGUGUAAGAGUGUACUCGUGGCCGGCUGUGGUGGUGCACCCCUUUAAUUCCAGCACUUGGGAGGCAGGGGCAGGUGGACUUCUGUGAGUUCCAGCCCAGCCAGAACUCUACAGUGAGAACCCUGUCUCAAGGAUGGGGGAGUAGGAGAAAGACUGUAUUUAUGCCAAGUUUGCUCUUUUAAUUGUUUUUAUUUUAAUUUUAUAAAAUGCAAACCCCAGUCUUACCCCUUGGGCAUAGCUUUUAUGAUGAGACCACAAUUUUACAUAACAAUUUUACAACAAGCAACUGACCUCUUCAUGGAGCUGAGCCCCUACUUCAGUGCUAGGGCUCCUAAAGAAGAAAUUCUCCCCGGAAGGCAUCCAUCCUGCUGCUGAACUGCCUUUCCCAGCGUCCCUUCCCUGCUGGAGCUUUGUUCCCUCUGUUGCUAAGAGCUGCAAAUGGCAUCUUCGUGAUCACCACAGUAAGCUUGCUCACCUCAGCCAUCCGGGAUGCACUCUCUCAACAUCUGUGACCAGAGCCACAGUCCGCCACCUUACGUCCUGGUGUCCAGUCUGGUUGCUUUCUUUAAUCAACUGCUGAUUUAACCACACUUUACAAAGCUGUUAUAUCCAAAUACACAACGGGAAUUUCUGUGCGUGUUUCUGGCCCUCCCGUCUCCUGACCCCCAAAGCGGCUCUUUAUUUCCAGUGAUCCCCCAGUUGUAGUUAUUGUCUCCGUGUAUCAUACCCAUUUGUCUGCCGCCCUCCCUCCUUUCUGUUUGCCUUCCUUUCGCAGUGGUACUUCAGCUAUGGAGUGCAGCUUACAACCUGUAUUGUUAUGCAGACGGCUUCUUUAGGAAUAACUUCUAUAUUUAUUUAAAAAUUUUAAAUUAUGGGAUUUUGUUUUUGUUUUUGUUGUCACUGUUGUCGGUCACCAGUUCUGCUCACUUCUUGCCAUGGAUAAAAUUGGGUCUUUCCGGCCACUUAAAAAGAUAAAUUUGUAAAUGGCACUUUAAACAAGCCAUAGAUAGUUUUACUUUUAUAAUGCACAUGGCAAGCAAAUGUGUUUGUGAUGAAGGAACUGCUCAUCCAGGCAGAAGAUUUGUGUAUGGUGUGAUUAAUACUUUUUUACAUUCUAAUCUCUACCCUUUCCCGUGUGCACGUGAUUGAAGGGCUGCUCCCCAGCUCUGUAGAGCGGUGAGGAUAGCCCAUCGCGCUGCACUGUGCUCCUGCGGGCACCCUCCCCACGGGCCUCUCACCAUCACACACGUGUUUCCUCUGAUGCAGGACUAGGGACCAUAUGGGAAGGUGAGUGUCGUUGAUGCUUCCAAGUGUCGUUGUGCCUGUCCAUUUGAAGAACUUUUCUUCCGGGAAGAAAGCAGGUCGACCCAUCCCAUCCUCUGUGUUUUAGAACUGGAGGAUCCUGUGAACUGGCCACAUGCCACACACAUCUCCAUACAUGUGCUUAGACAUGUGUUCAUUCUUCCCAACAAGAAUGGCACAAAGCAGUUGAUUGCCAUUGUCAAAAACUGAUUUACAGUAACUUAGAACAACUGUACUUUUGUUGGAUUAGCAAAUUGUGUGUUUAAACGAUCCCUUAUGUUGGGCAACAGUUCAGAUAAGCACAGAGACAUGUCCGCCCAGACUCAGUUCUCCGACUCCAGUUCUUCACCAUCACAACACCUUCCCCAGCAGCAGCGGGCACGCGCGUAUUCUCCAGUUGUGCCUGGGAAACCCGAGCAAGCCCAUCAAGAGUUAAGACUGACUUUGUGUCCUAUUUAUAUUAAGUGAUGUCCCAACAGGGAAGAGGUGGAGUCAGAGUGAGAUCAAGUCCCAAUUUGAGUGUGGGAUAUGCUUCCAGAUGCUUCCUGGCAGCAGCGGCUCACCUUCACAAAGACAGUCUUGUGGCACCCAGAGGCGGGCAGACGGCCUGGGGGUGCCGGGGCCUGAGAGGCUGUUAUUGAGGACUGUGAUGUGCAAUGGCAUGGCAAGGUGGGAGCAGACUCCUGAGAGACGUAGAGUGGUGGCUUCCCCAUAACUUAUUUAUUCCUUUGUUUUCCUUUGUAAAUAUAUUUAUUUGACUGUGGCGCUCUAACAACAGCUGGCUGGUUUGGUGCAGAAUGUAUGGUAGGAAUGUAUUUCUCGUAGGAAUGUAAAUCUGUAUUAAGAGGGGGAGCCAAGGCAGCCCCCACCCUGUCUUUGCAUCAGAUACACGGUCGACACUCAUUUUCACCCAUCUCCAGUAUGGGUCGAUUUAAAAUAUGCAAAAGCUGUGGGCGGGGGAUGUUUUAAUACCUCUAAAUUUUUAAGAAUAUCGAGCAUAAAAGGGUUGGUAAUUUUUUAAAGUUUUCUUAGUAGCACUUUGACUUAUCGACAGAAGGGGCAACACACAGGCACCCACCUUCAUACCAAAGGGUGAGGAGUGGCCACAACCUCCCACACCGCUCGAGUGUCCUCAGCAACUGGGCUUUUUAUCGCCAUAGCCCCUUGAAGUGCCCCAACCGUCCUGAGGUCAAUCAAGGAAAAUUUCUUAACGAAGUAAGCUCCAAAGAGCCAAAGUAUCAACUUACGGAUCAUUUUUAAAGCUUAAAUUUAUUAACCACCUUUGCGGUAAACAAUGAAUUAUGAAUACCGCAAGGGCAGCCUUCUUAAAUGACAGACAUAAAAGAGAGACUGCUUCUGCGGCAAUUGUUCCUCUACUUCGUGUGAAUUGUCUUAAUUUUGAAACCUUGCUCUUACAAAUUGGACCUUUAUACAUUUCUGACAACAGCCAAGAGAGAAGAGCAUAUUUGAUUUGUCCUAGCUCUAAGCGGUUAAUCCUGGUGCGGCCCCCGCCCCGGGAUGCCGGCGGGGUGUGCGUCUGCCUGUGUGCGAUUGUUUCCAGUGCUUCCAAGAAUGAGUCUCCAUGGGUCUUGAAGAUUAGCCAGGGUCAAAUGCUCUUGCAGACAAAGCCAAUACAAUUUUUGGACUUCUCUUGGGGAAUUUGGGAGGGAAAAGCAGUCCGUAUGUACAACUGACGUGUUGAACGUGUACAUAGGGACAUGUUGGGGACGUGGAUUCUGAGGAGGGCUUUUUGUCGGAAGUCGGUGUGACCUUUCCCCCACAGACCUGAGAGCUGUGCCUUUUCUAUGCAAUAUUACAGAUGUCACAUCAGAACCCAGAGGGCUGUGUUCAAUGUAGGUUCAUUCAGGCUGUAUUCUGAACAAUUGGACAGAUUAAGUGGACAUGGACAUGAGGUCUUUUGUAGUUUUAUAUUAUACAAUAAACAGUUAAA
Microtus oregoni (creeping vole) is the source of this 5643-nucleotide messenger RNA. RefSeq names its product SERTA domain containing 2 (gene Sertad2). The transcript has 2 exons. The record is from RefSeq and is a predicted model, not a curated record. The coding region runs from base 489 to 1439 and encodes 316 amino acids. NCBI's taxonomy places the organism in Eukaryota, Metazoa, Chordata, Mammalia, Rodentia, Cricetidae. Gene Ontology annotation, cellular component: nucleus. Gene Ontology annotation, molecular function: transcription regulator activity.